This is a messenger RNA of Sycon ciliatum, 723 nucleotides long. RefSeq names its product platelet glycoprotein V-like. Gene Ontology annotation, cellular component: extracellular matrix. The transcript is spliced from 10 exons. The record is from RefSeq and is a predicted model, not a curated record. Gene Ontology annotation, molecular function: protein binding. The coding region runs from base 1 to 723 and encodes 240 amino acids. Lineage: Eukaryota; Metazoa; Porifera; Calcarea; Leucosolenida; Sycettidae.
AUGGAUGACCUCGAGAUUGUCGAGAUUCCUGAAGGCUUGUUUAGUGGAUUGUUCAAUUUGGGCAACCUGGAUUUUGACAAGUGCAAUAUUUCAGUAUUGCCUGCUGGAGUGUUUGAUGGUUUAGUCUCCUUGACUGUCCUAGAUUUCAGUGAGAAUCCAAUCGGUUCUCUGCGUGCGGAUAUUUUUAAUGGCCUCGCAGGAUUAAGAGCCCUGGAUAUUGAGGACAUCGGCCUAACGACUAUUGACGAGAAUAUCUUCUUCAAUUUGACCCUACUGGAUGUCCUGUCAAUGGAAAACAACAGGCUGACAGAGAUACCAGCCACGUUGUUUUCCAGACUGGAAGUACUGGAUCAGCUGUUAAUCUUUGGAAACCAACUUACCCAAUUACCUGCUGGCGUCUUCAGCAACUUGACUGCCAUAACCUUGUUGGACUUUGACGCUAACAACCUCACGUCCAUACCGAACGGCACGUUCACUGGCUUGAUCAACUUAGAACACUUAGAUUUCAGUGACAAUCCUAUCACUAACCUUCAACCAGACCUGUUCAGUAACCUAACUCAGAUCUAUUUUCUCGACCUUUCCGGCAUGGCCCUCCAGGCUCUUCCAGUUGACCUUUUCACAGACCAGGAGAGCCUCGAAGUUCUAGAGCUUGAUGAAAACCCAUCAUUGACAGAGCUUCCAUUUGGGGUGUUUAGAAACCUUGCACUUCUGACGGAUUUGUAA